AUGGACCAGUCGGAAUGGGCAUCAGCGUCGACACCCACCGCGAACACCCCUUCACGACAAGCUUUCCCCAAACCGCUCAAUCUUGGCUCGCAACCCGUCGCUUCCAGCUCCACUCCCUCAGGGCCACCGACCACCGACACGCCGAGGAGAGGCCAACGCUCGAGCAUCACAUACAUCGCUUCGCCAGCGACCAGCGUCAAAGCGGACGAAGGGCUGAGUCGGAAUCCCUCCACCUCGUCUGCUUCGAGUCGGACACGCACUGGCUCCAUCAGCAGAGCCACCUCCGGCAGCCUACGACGCAAACCGUCGCAAGCAUCGCAAGGUGCGAGCUCCGACGCAGACGACUGGUUGAUGAGCGAGGAAGAUGCGUCAUUUUCGCUCCCGACCAAAACCAUGGCGGAGCGCGAUUCGGCCAAAGUAGAGGCCCUGUUCAACGACACAGGCUACCGAGAAGGCAUCACCGCCGGCAAGCUGAGCACGCUCCAGUCCGGAUUCGAUCAGGGGUUCAACGAGUCCGGUGCACGCACAACCCGUCUCAGCCUCAGCUCGGACGACUCGCUCCCCAGCACCUCGCACGACCUGCUCCGGCUCAUCGCCGAAAAAGAACGCCACUGUUUCGAGCUCCGCGAACAGCUCUCCACCUCCGAAGCGCAACUUCACCAGCUUCGCACCACCUGGCAACGGCUAGCCACCAAAGAACUCGCCUACUCCGCCCCGCCCUCCACCGGCGCACAUCGACGGGACGGCUCAUCAUCGAGUACGAGCGACGUCGCUGUCGACGCGUGGAACAGUCUCUCCUCCCGACUCCCCAGUAAUCUCAAAACGCAGCUCAACAACCUGUUGGACAGCCUUGUUGACGCACCAGCCGUGGCGGAGAAGGGACGGAAAGCCGCGCCGCCGCCGGUGGCGGUCGACGGCAUGUUGCGCCCGACAGGACUGGGGGUGUUGGAAGAGGAAGGAUCGGACGUUGUCUCUCCUCGAUCGCCACGGUCUCCCGCGGUGGGGACGAGAUCCAGAUCAACCAGUCCCAAUACGACCAUCACCUCGGCACCGAAGCAGGGCAGAUUGGCUUCGCUUGCGGACCGGGAUAGUCGCGCGCUGGGUUUCACCGUGGACGCCAAUGGCAUUGCUACCCCGCUCCCCACUGCGCCGCCAACACCGCCGAAGCCGCAGAGGAGCAGUCGCACAUCCAUCCUCGGCUCGCUAACAGGCUCCGACAAGACGGGCGAAAGCAGCUUCGCCUCGAUAUUCACCAAACGACUCCAGGCGGCGCGGGAGAACGCUUCGGACCUGCUCCGCGAAGCAGAGCGCAAAUUGGGCAAUGCGAUGACGAUCGAGGAGCUGAAUCCAACGGCGAAAACGCCGGGGAUCCAGUUGGAGGAGGCGUCGAACGAUUCGCCGUGGUACAAGGCGGCAGGUGGGGGGUCGAGGCGGUCGCCGAAUUUGCAGCCGACGAGGGUGGAGGAGGAGGGGGUGAGGAGGGCGAGUCUGUCGAGCAGUAGCUCAGAUGGGCAUGGGAGGACGGCGAGUCCCGUCUUAGGGGGUGUGCCGGGUGCAGUGGGCGUGUUUGGGAUGCUCAUGAGCCAAGGUGAUCGGAGGAAGAGUGGCGAUAGUUGGAGUUGGGGUGGCGGAGGCGAGGAUGAGGAGUGGGAUAAGGGCAAGGAUGCCAAGAAGAACGGGUCGGCACGAUGA
This is a messenger RNA of Kalmanozyma brasiliensis GHG001, 1692 nucleotides long. RefSeq names its product Essential protein Yae1, N-terminal. The coding region runs from base 1 to 1692 and encodes 563 amino acids. Lineage: Eukaryota; Fungi; Basidiomycota; Ustilaginomycetes; Ustilaginales. The transcript is spliced from 3 exons. The record is from RefSeq and is a predicted model, not a curated record.